This is a messenger RNA of Juglans regia (Persian walnut), 828 nucleotides long. RefSeq lists its product as uncharacterized. The transcript has a single exon. Lineage: Eukaryota; Viridiplantae; Streptophyta; Magnoliopsida; Fagales; Juglandaceae. The record is from RefSeq and is a predicted model, not a curated record. The coding region runs from base 1 to 828 and encodes 275 amino acids.
AUGAAUGAACUGGAGAAGAGGUGGGAAAGUAUGAAACUAACGGAGGAGGAAUCCAAAUGCAUCGAUCUAGACGAUGAGAUACCAGAGGAAUUGAAAAACAAGGAAGACUGUAGUCUGGUAGGGAAAGUGUGGGUGGAGAGAAGCAUUAGUAGGAUGGUGAUAGAAAACACAAUGGCAAAAGUAUGGAGAAUUAGUAGAAAAGCUCAGUUCCAGGAGGUUGGAACAAAUAUGUUUGUUAUGACUUUUGCCAACCAAGCUGACAAACUACGUAUUCUUCAAGGAAGGCCAUGGUUAUUUGAUAACCAGAUGUUUGUGAUAAUGCAGCUGAAUGGAUCUAUCCCUCCACAGAAGAUGGAUUUCAGUAGAGAAAGGAUGUGGAUUCAGUUACACAACUUACCUUUAGCAUGUAUGAAUAAGGAUAGAGGAGUGGUGAUGGGGGAGACUAUUGGUAGAGUGCUGGAAGUGGAGACUCUGGUUGAUGGAAGCGGAUGGGGGUCGUUUCUUAGAAUCCUAACAGAGUUAGAUUUAAAAAAACCAUUAGCUAGGGGAAGAACUAUUACUAUAAAAGGGCAGGUUCUCUGGAUACCUGUUAAAUACGAGAAACUUCCUCAUUUCUGCUUCAGAUGUGGGUGCAUUAUCCACGAUGAGGUAGGUUGCAGGGGAAAGGAUGGGGAGGAAAUACAGUUUGGUGCUUGGAUGAGGGCUGGAGUGAGAGCUAAGUUCCAAAAACAAGGAGAGAGUAGAUGGAGUCCAACUAGAAAUGGAGUCAGCAUAGAGAGAGGGGAAUCAGCUGCUAUAAUGAAGGUGAAGGAGGUUCCACAAGAGUAG